AUGUCUCGACUCCGAACUGGUCGUCUCCCCCAGUUAGAUCCGCAUCCAGUCGUUGCGCGUCUCAAGACACAAACCGCCUCUCGUUUAUCUUUUCAACCCCGUGUCUCGACCCGCGCCAACCCCGGACCUACUGCCCGCUCUUUUUUGGCGUCCCGGCCUACCCGGGACAACGUUCGUUCUUUUGAGUCGUCACGCCUUGGCUCUCGACUCCCAGUCAGAUCCCCAAGUCCAACUCAACCACCUUCUUUUGAACGACCAACUCAACUUCCUUCUUUUCGGCGUCACGCCAUCGUUGAGGAAAGGCGUGUGGCGCGACAGAACCGGCCUAGACCUUGGGCUACUGAGAGGUCUACUCAGCCAUCCCGGUUGCACCUGUCGUCCCGCAACCCUGCCCCCUCGACAAACCCGACAAUCCCUACCAACAAGAAGUUGACCGCGCGAGUCGGCAACGUUCGAGCCAAGCCCGAGACUUCGGUCAACGGCGGACGCAAGAACAAGCCAGUGAAACGCGUUCACUUUGGGGAGACUACCGUCAUCCCAGUCACUCGUUGGAUUGAUCAGGUUCUCGACGUCCAUGCCUUCCCUGGAUCCAGGAGCAUGGAGAUCUUACAACAGGCGAAAGAAGAUGCCCUUGCCGCCCAGGAGAAAUACCUGGCCGCCAAACGCGCUGCCGGCCGCACAACCCGGCAAGUCGACAACGCUCGAGCUAAGCCCUCGGCUCCGGCCAAGAGUGAACGCAAGAGCAAGCCGACAAAAUCCGUUCGUUUUGGAGAGACUACCGUUGUCUCAGUCCCUCGUUGGAUCGAUCGCCGUAAGAACGUCUAUCCCGCCCCCAUUGCCGCCAUGGGAACCCUUCAGGGUUGGUCAGUCACUCCUUUGACGAAGCCCGAUGAGGAUGGUGAAGAGGAGAAGUAUACCACGUACUGGGGUUCCGAUUCGUACGUUGGUAUCUCCGAUCACAUCUCUCAACCCUGCCACCGACAAUCUUGUGCUUGGAACGCCCUGGCUCGCCUCCAGGCUAGGCACCCCGACUGGACCCCUCCGGAGGUCUUCAGGUGUUGGCUUCACAAGAGAGAGUCUAUCCGGAAGAAGGGUGUGUUUAUGCUUUGA
Messenger RNA from Aspergillus puulaauensis, 1110 nucleotides. RefSeq lists its product as uncharacterized. The record is from RefSeq and is a predicted model, not a curated record. Lineage: Eukaryota; Fungi; Ascomycota; Eurotiomycetes; Eurotiales; Aspergillaceae. The transcript has a single exon. The coding region runs from base 1 to 1110 and encodes 369 amino acids.